This is a messenger RNA of Lecanosticta acicola, 1581 nucleotides long. The record is from the annotation of a GenBank genome assembly. NCBI's taxonomy places the organism in Eukaryota, Fungi, Ascomycota, Dothideomycetes, Mycosphaerellales, Mycosphaerellaceae.
AUGGCGUCCAAAGCGAUGGACGACGACGACAACAAAAUCACCACCUCGGUGGAAAUCUCCCCUCCACUCGCCGACAACAAUGUCCCCGACACACAGCCUGCCUUCCAAACCGCCAAAAAUGGCAACCUCAUCGAUUCCGGCUUCCAACGCGGCCUGCAAAACCGCCACCUCGUGAUGAUUUCCUUCGGCGGCGUCGUGGGAGCUUCCAUCUGGUACGGGGUGGGUUUCGCCGUCGCCUAUUCCGGGCCCCUCGGCGCUCUGAUCUGCUUCCUCGUAAUAGGAAUCGACGUCUACUGCGUCAUGCAGAGCCUCGGGGAGAUGGCGACCUUAUAUCCCAUCCAGGGGGCUUUCAUCGAGCUGGCAGCAAGAUUUGUCGACGAGGCGCUGGCGUUCAGUCUCGGGUGGAAUUACUGGUACUUGUGGGUGGCGAACAUCGCGGGGGAUUUCAAUGCGAGUUCCCUGAUCAUGGGCUUCUGGACGGGGGAUCGCGUGCCGAGCUAUGGGUGGAUCUUGAUCUGGUGGGCUUUUUAUCAGGGGACGAGUUUGCUGGGGGUUGUGGUCUGGGGGGAGAUGGAAUUCUGGCUGGCUUGUUGGAAACUGUUGUGUAUUCUGGGGGGUUUCCUGUGUGCGAUACUCAUUAAUACGGGGGCGAUCGGGGGGGAUUAUAUUGGGUUUCGAUACUGGAGGGAGCCUGGACCGGUCGCGAACGGGAUCGACGGAUUCGGGCAAUGUUUCUUGUUGGCGGCGGUCUAUUACUGUGGGACGGAAAUGCUGGCUCUCACGGCUGCGGAGAGCAAGAACCCGGCUCGCGAUCUUCCCAAGGCCAUCAAGCAGACGUUCUGGCGAGUCCUGGUCAUCUUCCUGGGACUCGUCUUCUUUGCGGGAAUCCUGGUGCCUUCAAACGAUCCGAGCCUCCUGACUGCGGAGAGCAAGACGGGCAAAUCCCCCUGGACCAUCGCGUUCGAUCACGCGGGUGUUCCGGCCAUGGGACACGUGGUCAACGUCGUCAUGAUCACCGCCCAGCUCUCGUCGAUGAAUUCCGCUCUGUACGUCGCUUCCAGGACUCUGGUCAAUCUCGCCUCGAGCGGCCGGGCACCGAGAUUCUUCGCAAAGACAACGAAAAACGGCACACCCGUCAACGCUCUUGUCAUGUCCAACGCCCUGGCUCUCGUCGCCAUGCUCAACUACAAGACUGGUCCGGGGAAAGUGUUCGCCUAUCUCAUCGAUAUCUGCGGCUCCGCCACGUAUAUUGCAUGGGCCGUCAUUGGCGUGGUCCAUUUACGUUUCCGCAGAGCCUGGAAAGUCCAAGGCCAUGCGGUGGAAGAUUUACCUUUCCGAGCCAUGUUCUAUCCUUACGGGACGUGGUUCGUCAUCUUCAUUAACGUCUUCCUGGUGCUGAUUGCCGGGUUUUCGGUUUUCGUUGGAGGCUUUCAUGCUGUUGACUUCGUCGUCAAUUACGUGGUCAUAGCCGUGUUUGCGGUGCUGUAUGUGGGUUGGAAGGUGAUUAAGAAGACCAGGUUGGUGCCACUGGCCGAAAUUGAUCUCGUCUCUGGCAGGAGGGAGCACUUGUCCACCCAGUAA